GAGGUUUGCGCGUUGUCGCUUUCUUGCAGGAAGUGGGAAGAGGAGGAGGAAGGGUAAUUGCGCUCGUCCGGGCCCUUGCGGGUUUCGGGAACUCCAAGGGCUGGGAGGUGUAUCCUGUGCCUUGCCUGAUUGGGAGCUCUGAAUCCAGUUCUGUUGUCUUGAACUUAAUCAGACAGUCACAAUGGAGGCUCCUCCAGUCACCAUGAUGCCGGUCACCGGUGGCACCAUUAACAUGAUGGAGUACCUACUACAGGGGAGUGUCUUAGACCACAGUCUGGAAAGCCUCAUCCACCGCCUGCGCGGUCUGUGUGACAACAUGGAGCCGGAGACUUUCCUUGACCAUGAGCUCGUGUUCCUCCUUAAGGGCCAGCAGGCCAGCCCGUUUGUCCUCAGGGCCCGGCACUCUAUGGACAGGGCGGGAGCACCCUGGCAUCUGCGCUACCUGGGACAGCCGGAAAUGGGAGACAAGAACCGCCACGCACUGGUGCGAAACUGCGUGGACAUCGCCACAUCUGAGAACCUCACUGACUUCUUGACGGAAAUGGGCUUCCGCAUGGACCACGAGUUUGUCAUCAAGGGACACCUGUUCCGUAAGGGCAUCAUGAAGAUUAUGGUGUACAAGAUUUUCCGCAUCCUUAUGCCAGGAAACACAGACAGCACCGAGGCCUUGUCACUGUCCUAUCUUGUGGAAUUAAGUGUUGUUGCCCCGGCCGGGCAGGACGUGGUCUCUGAUGACAUGAGGAACUUCGCUGAGCAGUUGAAACCUCUGGUUCACCUAGAGAAAAUAGACCCCAAAAGGCUCAUGUGACAUCUGGGUCUGUCCAUCUGUCCUCACCUGUUAAAAAAAAGAUGAUGUAAAUGCCCGCUUUUGCCACUGCCAGGCAGGCAUUAUUCAGGAAAAAGGAUGGCAAGGAUAGUUGGUUCUGUGCAUGGUUUUCUUUCUUUUCUUUUCUUUUUUUGUCUUUUUGAGACAGGGUGUCACUAUGCAGUUCAGGCUGGUCUUGA
Molecule: messenger RNA, 1005 nt
Organism: Chinchilla lanigera (long-tailed chinchilla)
Lineage: Eukaryota; Metazoa; Chordata; Mammalia; Rodentia; Chinchillidae
Gene: Med18
Product: mediator complex subunit 18
Exons: 3
Coding region: 182-808 (208 amino acids)
Biological process (GO): termination of RNA polymerase II transcription; regulation of transcription by RNA polymerase II
Cellular component (GO): core mediator complex; mediator complex
Molecular function (GO): transcription coregulator activity
Source: RefSeq, a predicted model, not a curated record